AGCACAAUAAUUUGGUUGUGAUUAGUGAAUUGAUGGCAGUCCAAAGAAUUGCAAUUGGGUCUCCUGGAGAGGCUGCUCAGCCUGAUGCAAUUAGAGCAGCAUUUGCAGAAUUCUUCUCAUUGCUUAUUUUUGUUUUUGCUGGUGAAGUCUCUGGCAUGGCUUAUAAUAAACUUACAAACAAUGGACCAGCAAUACCAUCUGGUCUGAUAGCUGCAUCAUUGUCCCAUGCAUUUGGUCUUAUUGUGGCUGUCUCUGUUGGUGCAAACAUUUCUGGUGACCAUGUGAACCCUGCUGUUACUUUUGGUGCCUUCAUUGGAGGAAACAUAACCCUUUUGAGGAGCAUUUUGUAUUGGUUUGCACAGUUGCUUGGUUCGGUUCUUGCUUGCAUUCAUCUCAGGUCUGCUACUGGAGGAAUGGUAAUAACCAAUCAUUCAUGUUCAUCUAUCAUGCACAAAUACUUUAAAAUUGGUGAUGAACUCCUUUUAUAAUAGUAUCUGAUACUA
This is a messenger RNA of Arachis ipaensis, 503 nucleotides long. NCBI's taxonomy places the organism in Eukaryota, Viridiplantae, Streptophyta, Magnoliopsida, Fabales, Fabaceae. The record is from RefSeq and is a predicted model, not a curated record.